UAAUAGUAUUUCUGUAAUUUAUCGAGAUUCUCCUGCCUCAAUAAUACGAGAAAAUCAUUGAUCGAAGAGCCCAGAGAUGCUAUGGCAAAUAUGGCUACUCAUAGUUUAAUCUUAAGCACGAUAUUAAACCAUCUAGUUUAUCAAGACCAAUUUAAGGCUCGACUAGUAUCCAACUUAAAUGAGAUUAACAAAAAUCCUCGAUUCUCAAAAAGAGUGCCAGCAGAAAAAGAUAUGGGUUGAGAGAUGAUUCAUCACCAUUUCCUUGCUCCUAAUUUUUAAUUCUUAAGUCAGGAUCCUUUCUACUAAUGUCGUUAUGCGAUUCUAUUCGGACAUUUUUACAGCUCCAGGCUAACUUGGUGAGAAUUCCCUCAAAACCCAGCUCUGCUUCAUUAAAGAUGCAUCUAAUUCAUACCCCAAAGGUCUCAAACUCUUAGUGCCAAGAUGACCAUCUUUUGGCUCAAUUUUGUUAUUAACUUCUAUACCCUCAUGACCUUAAAAUUCAGUGAAUUUAUGAAAUCUUCUGAAAUUUAGAAUUUAUCUCACAAAGUAAAAUUAUAAAUAAAGAGUGGUUCAUGAAAAUAUCUAACAAUAAAAUUGGCCGAGCAUACAGACCUCCAACCAUGAGAAGUAUGGGAAGGUCGUUACCAAAAAUUUUGUGAUGACAGAAAUGUUCGACCAUGACCUUUCACUUUUACUUCUGGUAGAUCCUCUCUAGGCUUCAGAUACAAGCAAGAGAAUAGCCACAAGGUCUCUCGCUUGGUUCUUAAUAUAUGAAGAUAAUACUGAAUUUUGCCUUUUAGAUAAGUCCUUUGUUAAAGAUUAGAUGUAAUUCAUCCUUGGGCACUGUGAAAUUAUACUUAUUUUCAGGUAAUCCUACAUAUACAUACUGGAUGGAUAGAUUAGUACAAGGCAUCAAUCCUUGAAAGGUCUACUUACUAAUUUAUAUAAAUCGCUUGAAUAUUCCAGAGAAGAUCUUGGUCUCCGAUCCGAAAUGUUUAUUUGCACAUCAAACAUCUAAGUUGGUGUCUUUCUGUGAGUCAGAAAAGUUGACUAUCUGGGCCAUAACUAAAAUUGCUAUGGCCCGAUCAAGAAUGGCUCCAUACUAUCUUUUCCAAACCUUAAUCUCUUUGUUCGAAUCAAGAAAUUCCCCUUUAAUCACUCGAUUUUGAAGAUCUGAUGAUUCGGUUAAAUUUCCAAACUUCAACUCGAACGUUCGCUUCAUUUUAAGAGGUGAGAUUAUGCAUUUGAAUUAGGUGACAAUAUUGCCAGUCAGAUUUGAAGCGAUGAUAAAUUGCUAAAACCAUGUGAAAUUAUGCAACGAAACACUCUUUAGAGUCGUUUAGGGCCGAGUUCUUUCUAAACUAUUAGAAAAAAUCCUGGAAAACGACGAAAAUUUCCGGACUCCAAAAUCUAGGUAGCAUAAUGUAAAUAAUUUGCGAUGAAUACUCUUAACGAAACCCAAGAAGUAUUUAUCAGUACUAAUGUUAUUAGGCUUUUGAAUUAUAGAAUAUUUCCAAAACUAGAAGGUGACAGUUACUCUUGGCUGAGCGUAAGGCUCUGCACGUCUUAGAUUUGGCCCUUUCAACAUUAGUAAUACUCUAGUACAUCUUUAGUUACAUAAUGGAUUUUUAAUAACUAAUCGCACCAAAACGUCUAUUUUCAUAUCAAAACCUAAGCUUCUUCAGCAUAUACGACCCAUGAGAGAUGAAAUAUGUAUUAUUCUUCGUUUUUGGACAAAUAAUGGUGGGCAAUCAUAGCCACAAAUCCAUAUUUCUUAAUAUUUAUUCGACUUAGAACUUUGAUAAGUGGUUUGGAGCUGAGUCAC
Moneuplotes crassus is the source of this 1825-nucleotide messenger RNA. The record is from the annotation of a GenBank genome assembly. NCBI's taxonomy places the organism in Eukaryota, Ciliophora, Spirotrichea, Euplotida, Euplotidae.